Molecule: messenger RNA, 3282 nt
Organism: Pogoniulus pusillus (Red-fronted tinkerbird)
Lineage: Eukaryota; Metazoa; Chordata; Aves; Piciformes; Lybiidae
Gene: WDPCP
Product: WD repeat containing planar cell polarity effector
Exons: 14
Coding region: 75-2201 (708 amino acids)
Biological process (GO): nervous system development; cilium organization; establishment of protein localization
Cellular component (GO): axonemal basal plate
Molecular function (GO): protein binding
Source: RefSeq, a predicted model, not a curated record
GAGAUUCUCCUUGGCUCCUGAAAGCCAGGCGUCCAGACAAGCUGCGAGAUGCUCUCAAGGAGGCAGAAGACUUGAUGUGUAAUGUUCGAUGUGUACUGAGCAAUUGGAAGAGCAAACAGAUCUGCCAGCUCCUCUUUCACUCAGGUGUCUUGGUGUCCCUAAGCCUUUCUGGGCCACAGCUGGAGAAAGUGGUGAUUGACAGGACCCUGGUGGGGAAGCUCAUCUCCGACACCAUCAGCGACGCUGUUUUUACAGACAAUUUCAUCAUCCUGUCGUUUGAGGACCAUAACCAGCUCUGCUUUAUUCACUUUGCAAAGAAGGUGGAUUCUGCUGACGUCAGCAGGAGGCUGGAGAAGCUCUCCUGUUUGGACUUGAAGAUUUCUUACACGGAUGCACUUGGGCCAGAAGGCAGGAGGACAAAACGGUGCCUGGCCAUAAACUCUACGCAAGAUAUGGUCGUUUGCUGGUGGGCAGCAGCUGGUGAUGGAGCGUGGCCUUGGUCUCCUAUUUCCUGUGAGAGGGACAGAGCCAACCUCUUCCUGUUGAGCUGUGCACAUGGCAAACUGGAGGUGCUGAGUUACAUCCGCACGGAGUGGGACCCCCUGGCUGCUGGCUUCAGCAGGAGCCAGCCUCAGCAGCUGUACACGGUGGAGCACUCCCUCUCUGCAGACAAAGAGCCCAUGGCUGACACCUGCCGCUACAAGUGCCUCAGGAACAAACUCCAGUGUGUGGCAAUCACCAGGAUACCGCUGCCAGCCAAGGCCAUCAGCUGCUGCAGAGAUGUUACAGAAGACAAACUGGUCUUGGGCUGUGCAGAUUCCUCACUAGUCCUCUAUGAAGCUUACAACCAAGUGACUGUGCUGGCCCGAGCCCAGCUGCUGCCUGCCUCCAUAGCCUUCCACCCUUCUGGAGCUGUGCUGGUGGUGGGCAGCUCUCAGGGGGAGCUGCAGCUGUUUGACACGGCUCUGUCUCCACUUAAAAUUCAGCUCUUGGCACAAGAAUAUUCACCUGAGGCCACUCUGCAGCUCAGCAAACACUUUGACGUGCCCAGCAGCCUCAUCCAGAUCCAGUGGGCUGCUCCUCAGGUGCCACCUGCCAGCACCGAUGGCACAGAUGUUCAUGAUCUGUUGCUGGUUAGAUUUGACCAAGGACCCUUAGGAGUGCUUCACUUUAAGCUCGGUGUGGUAACCAGAGGACAGCUGGGCCCUGUGGAGAUCAUCCAGCAGUAUGUCCGUUAUGAUGAGAUGCAGGAGGCAGUCAGUGUCCUGCAGACCAUGAACUGGAACAUGAUGGGUCCCCAGUGUUACAUCUGCUUGAGUGCCAUUGUCAAUCACCUCCUCAAACAGAAACUGACACCAGCCAGAGAAGCACAGCUCCAGGCAAGUCUUGGAACCUUUUAUGCUCCAACAAGACCCCUCUUGGAUACAACCGUGCUGGAGUACAGGGACCCCAUCAGCAGAUAUGCAAGAAGGUUCUUCCACCACCUGCUCAGGUACCAGAGGUUUGAGAAAGCCUUUCUCCUGGCUGUGGACAUAGGUGCUCGGGACCUGUUCAUGGACAUCCAUUACCUUGCACUAGAUAAGGGUGAAUUGGCACUAGCUGAAGUGGCAAAGAAAAAGGCUGGUGACAUUGAUGCAGAAUCAAUAACGACUGGGAUUGAGCUCCUGGGGCAGUCGGACGAGGAGGACCCAGCCGUCGGCGCUUGCAUCGCCGCACCUUCAGAGCAGGGCCGAGAGCGCCCCCCCGCCGCUGCCAGCCUGCUGCCCGCAGCACCCCUGAGGAGCUGCUCCCGCAGACCCAGCAGACGCGGACGUCUGGAGGACACCGAGAGCGAGCUCAGAGCUGAUGGCUGUGCCACCCCAUCAGCAGGAAAACCCUUUCCCAGCAGCCAGAAAGGAAAUUUGAGAGCAGUUCCUCCGGAGCAGAGUGCUGCCAAAAAAGGUGGACCAGUCCUUCCCCCCCACCAGCCUCCAAUCUUCUGUUCUCCUCCCUCUCCUGCGUUGGCUCAAGCACUCGUUCGUUUCCAGCCUGCAGGAAGCUUAUUGUGGACAGAAGAAGAAAUCUCCAUGUGGGUAAAGAGACUCUACCCCAUCCCCCCAAACCCCUCAGCUGUAUCUCCUGUGAGAGCAUUCCCUUCCAGCCAGGUUUGGUGCCCCAGGUGGUUGGGUGUCAGUCGAGAUGAGUAUAGAGGACAUGCAUAGGGCGAGCCUGACUCCAGUGCUGAUGAGUCAGCAGCACCAAGGCACUCCUUCCCUUCUACUUUGAGGGAAGGAAUUAAAGUUAAAAUAAAAUAACAGCAUGGAAUAAAAUAAAAGUGCUAAAUACAGUAAUAAUUUUUUUUUUAAAUGAAACAAAAUAAUGAAAUAUAAAAUAAAAAAGUCAAAUUGCAGAAAGCUGCCUCAUGGCAGCCUGGCUGAAAGCACAAGGGAGCUUGCCUAUCAGCCUCCUCCCAGCUGCAGUCCUUCUUGAAAGUAUUCCAUGUUAGGCCUUGGUACAAACAUCAUUGCAAGGAAGAGAAACCCAGCAAGGAAGUGCUGCAGCCUCUUAGCAGAGCAGGAUGGCACUGAUUUAUUUCUUUCAUUACAAAACCAGCCCAUGCCAAGCAAAAUCAUGCUCCAAGAGCUGUUCUACCAGUCCCAAAGUACUGGAGAACAACAGGAGCCAGCUCCACCUCUGCAGCCUCCCGCGGGCCCCUGCGCAUUUGCACUGGGUGGAGGAUGGGGAAAGGCCAGGCAGGAGGUGACAGAGUUUGCCACACCAGGGUCAGGUUGGGCUGGCAGGAAAUCCUUCUCCUCAAAGGAUGUCCCUGGUGGCCUUUUGAUGGCUUUUUGGUGGCCUAAGGAGACAAAGUGAAGUACAGCAGCAGUGAUGGUCUGGAGGUUGGGGACACUGGUGGGAUUCCUGGGUUUGUAGCUACGUUAUCCAGCAGGUAACUGCUCUGUCCCUGGGCCAUGUGGAAAGUGCUCCUCACACUUGUAUAAGCAGUUGGAUUGAUUAAUAAACUGAGACGUUCGUUUGAGAGCUCUGGACCAUCACAAUAAAAUGCAGGAGCACAAAUGUGCAGGCUGUGUAAUGAGAGUGAUGCAAAGAAGAAAGCUUUGGCAUCACAUCAUUAAGGGUUUGCACAAGGGAGAGGUUAAAGCAUCCUCUGGGUCCAAAAGGUUCCUGCACAUGAGCAGUCACCAUUGCUGAAAGCUGGUGGCUCAAAGUGUGACCUCUGUGACACUGACUGGAGGUGCCCUGAUUUCACCACACAUGACAGAGCUGCUUUCUGCAGAGGAA